Molecule: messenger RNA, 3240 nt
Organism: Erinaceus europaeus (western European hedgehog)
Lineage: Eukaryota; Metazoa; Chordata; Mammalia; Eulipotyphla; Erinaceidae
Gene: ADAM17
Product: ADAM metallopeptidase domain 17
Exons: 19
Coding region: 432-2912 (826 amino acids)
Biological process (GO): Notch signaling pathway; membrane protein ectodomain proteolysis
Cellular component (GO): plasma membrane
Molecular function (GO): metalloendopeptidase activity
Source: RefSeq, a predicted model, not a curated record
GCGGCGGUCACCCGGGGACAGGGGAGAGGCUCGGCCAGGUCGAGUCAGGACGUCGCGAGCCGCUAUCCGGCCGGUGCCAGCAGAGCCCCGACGGGGCUGGGGAGGAGGCCAGCGGACGCCACGGCGGGCCGAUCGGGCGCAGAGUGAGCUCGGACCUCCCGGCGUGCCGCGCGGAGCCCUACUUCCGGCUGUGGGCGGUGCGGGGGUCGGCGACUGCCGGAUGCGCGCUGGGCCGGGCUCGGGGAGCGCUGCCUCCACUUCCGGGGGCCUUGAGCCCGGCUCUAGAGUUUUCCGGCAGGCGGCGCGGGACGUAGAAGUGCUUUGAGGGGCCGGGGCGGGCUGGCCCUCUCGUCCCCGAUGUGAAGAGGAUCCAACGCCCCUGCCAGGCGAAAGCUGCCCAGAGAAGAGGAGCCGGUGGCCGGGUGGGGACCAUGAGGCAGUGUCUCCUCUUCCUGACCGGCUUCGUUCCUUUCGUGCUGGCGCCGCGACCUCCGGAGGAGCGGGACUUCGGCUCCCCCCAGCGACUCGAAAAACUUGAUUCUUUGCUCUCAGACUACGAUAUCCUCUCUUUAUCCAAUAUCCAACAGCAUUCAGUAAGAAAAAGGGAUCUACAUGCAUCAACACAUUUAGAAACACUCCUAACUUUUUCAGCUUUAAAAAGGCAUUUUAAAUUAUAUCUUACAUCAAGUACUGAACGCUUUUCCCAGAAUUUCAAAGUCGUGGUGGUUGAUGGUUCUGAUGAAAGCGAGCACACUGUCAAGUGGCAGGACUUCUUCAGUGGACAUGUGGUUGGUGAGCCGGACUCUAGGGUCCUAGCCCACAUAGGAGAUGAUGAUAUUACAAUAAGAAUCAACACAGAUGGAGCAGAAUAUAAUAUAGAGCCACUUUGGAGACUAAUUAAUGAUACCAAAGACAGAAGAGUAUUAGUUUAUAAAUCUGAAGAUAUUAAGAAUGUCUCACGUUUGCAGUCUCCAAAAGUUUGUGGCUAUAUAAAUGCAGAUAAUGAAGAAUUCCUUCCAAGUGAACUGGUGGACAGAGAGCCUGAUGAGCUUCUUCAUCGGGCGAAGAGAAGAGCUGAGCCUGAUCCCAUGAAGAACACGUGUAAAUUAUUGGUGGUAGCAGAUCAUCGCUUUUACAAGUACAUGGGCAGAGGGGAAGAGAGCACAACUACAAACUACUUAAUAGAACUAAUCGACAGAGUUGAUGACAUCUAUAGGAAUACUUCGUGGGACAAUGCAGAUUUUAAAGGUUAUGGAAUACAGAUAGAACAGAUUCGCAUUCUCAAGUCUCCACAAGAGGUGAAACCUGGUGAAAGGCACUACAACAUGGCUAAAAGUUACCCAAAUGAAGAAAAAGAUGCUUGGGAUGUGAAGAUGUUGCUAGAGCAAUUUAGCUUUGAUAUAGCUGAAGAAGCAUCGAAAGUCUGUCUAGCACAUCUUUUCACAUACCAAGAUUUUGAUAUGGGAACUCUGGGAUUAGCUUAUGUUGGUUCUCCCAGAGCAAACAGUCAUGGAGGUGUCUGUCCAAAAGCUUAUUAUAGUCCAGUUGGGAAGAAAAAUAUUUAUUUGAAUAGUGGAUUGACAAGCACAAAAAAUUAUGGUAAAACCAUCCUUACAAAGGAAGCUGAUUUGGUAACAACUCAUGAAUUGGGACAUAAUUUUGGAGCAGAACAUGAUCCAGAUGGUCUUGCAGAAUGUGCCCCAACUGAGGACCAGGGAGGAAAAUAUGUUAUGUAUCCCAUAGCUGUGAGUGGAGAUCAUGAGAACAAUAAGAUGUUUUCAAGCUGCAGUAAACAGUCCAUCUUGAAGACCAUUGAAAGUAAGGCCCAGGAGUGCUUUCAAGAACGCAGCAACAGAGUGUGUGGGAACUCCCGUGUGGAUGAAGGAGAGCAGUGCGAUCCUGGCAUCAUGUACCUGAACAACGACACCUGCUGCAACAGUGACUGCACGCUGAAGCUGGGCGUGCAGUGCAGUGAUAGAAACAGUCCUUGCUGUAAAAACUGUCAGUUCGAGACUGCCCAGAAGAAGUGUCAAGAGGCAAUCAAUGCUACUUGCAAAGGCGUGUCUUACUGCACAGGUAACAGCAGCGAGUGCCCUCCUCCUGGAAAUGCAGCAGACGACACUGUGUGCCUGGACCUUGGCAGGUGCAAGGAUGGGAAGUGCAUCCCCUUCUGUGAGAGGGAGCAGCAGCUGGAGUCCUGUGCAUGUAAUGAAACCGACCACUCGUGCAAGGUGUGCUGCAGGGACCCCUCAGGCCGGUGUGUGCCGUACGUUGAUGCUGAGCACAAGAACUUAUUUCUGAGGAAAGGAAAGCCCUGUACAGUGGGAUUUUGUGACAUGAAUGGCAAGUGUGAGAAGCGAGUACAGGAUGUGAUCGAGAGAUUUUGGGACUUUAUCGACCAGCUGAGCAUCAAUACUUUUGGGAAAUUUUUGGCAGACAACAUUGUAGGUUCUGUCUUGGUUUUCUCCUUGAUAUUUUGGAUUCCCUUCAGCAUUCUUGUCCAUUGUGUGGAUAAGAAACUGGACAAGCAAUAUGAAUCAUUAUCUCUCUUUAACCCCAGUAAUGUUGAAAUGUUAAGCAGCAUGGAUUCUGCAUCAGUUCGCAUUAUCAAACCCUUUCCUGGGCCCCAAACUCCAGGCCGUCUGCAGCCCUUACAGCCUGCCCCUGUGAUGCCCUCAGUGCCUACAGCUCCAAAACUGGACCACCAGCGAAUGGACACCAUCCAGGAAGACCCCAGCACAGACUCACAUGUGGACGAGGAUGGCUUUGAGAAGGACCUGUUCCCAAACAGCGGCACAGCGGCCAAGUCAUUUGAGGAUCUCACAGACCGUCCAGUCACCAGAAGUGACAAAGCCUCAUCUUUUAAGCUGCAGCGUCAGAAUCGAGUUGACAGCAAAGAAACAGAGUGCUAGCUUAGGUAUUUACAUCCUGAGCUUUUUUGAUUUACAUGUGCAAAAUAUUUUUAUAGAUUUGACCUAAAAUCACUGCAUAUAUUUUGUGAAUAUUUGGGAGAGAAAUAAGGAAGUGACUUCACAGCAGAAGCUGCUUGUGUGUUUGGACUUCCUUUGUGUAUAUAAUACUUGUGUGGUUAGGACCUUCUAUUUUGAAGAGGUAAGGUGAAUCUAGCUUAUUUUGAGGCUUUCAGGAUUUUUAUUUUAUUAUUUUUUUUGUUAAUCUUUAAAAUGUCCUUCAAUCUGUGGUGCAAAAGCAAAAAAUACAGCUGGAUUAGGUUAUAAAUAA